Messenger RNA from Octodon degus (degu), 903 nucleotides. RefSeq names its product vomeronasal type-1 receptor 2-like. Bases 1 to 903 code for a protein of 300 amino acids. NCBI's taxonomy places the organism in Eukaryota, Metazoa, Chordata, Mammalia, Rodentia, Octodontidae. Gene Ontology annotation, cellular component: membrane. The transcript has a single exon. The record is from RefSeq and is a predicted model, not a curated record. Gene Ontology annotation, biological process: G protein-coupled receptor signaling pathway. Gene Ontology annotation, molecular function: pheromone receptor activity.
AUGACCUCUGUGAAUCUGAAAUCUGCAAUUCUCUUUCCUUUGCUGAUUGCCAUAGGAAGCCUGGGUAAUUUCUCAUUUUUGUGUUAUUCUAUCUUCCUGUACUUCAGUAACAGCAGGUCCAGGUCUACAGAUUUGAUUCUCAGACACUUAACUGUGGCCAACCUUUUGUUCCUUCUCUCCAGAGGAAUCCCAGAGAUUAUGGCAGCACUUGGAAUGGAAGACUUCCUUAAUAAUGUGGAAUGCAAAUUGGUUUUCUAUGUGCUAAUGGUGGGUAAGGGUGUGUCUUUCAGCACGACCUGCUUACUCAGUAUGGUCCAGGCCAUCUCCCUCAGCCCCAGGAGCUCCAAAUGGGCAGCGGUGAAGGCGAGAGCCUUAAAGUACAUUGGGCCUUGUACUAACCUUUUAUGGUUCCUGCACAUGUUGUUAAACUUCAGAGUUCCUAUGCUUGUGAGUGGUAAAUGGAGAAGAAGAAACAUGACAAACAUUAUAGAUUAUCAGUACUGUUCAGCUCUAAUUUCUAGCAAAGCCCAAAACUCCAUUUUCACAGCACUUUCAUUAUCACAUGACAUUUUGUGUUUGAAACUUAUGAUCUGGAGCAGUGGCUCCAUGGUUUUGAUUCUGUAUAGGCACAAUCAGCGAACACAGCAUAUUCAUAAACACCAUAUCUCAUCAAGAUCUUCGCCAGAGACCAGAGCUUCUCAAAGCAUCAUCUGCCUGGUUUGUGCUUUUGCAUCCACCUAUAUCCUGUCUUCUGUAACAUAUGUUUGGUUUUCUGUUUAUGAUAAAAGUGCUUGGUGGCUGGUUAAAAUUUCUUUCUUAACCAAUGCUUGUUUCCCUACUGUUAGUCCCUUCAUUCUCUUGACUCGCGAACAGUGUUUAUGCCGACCCAUGUGGAAGAGGUGA